AUGGAGUCCCCCGACCCGUCGCAUCCCAUAAUCUCACCUGGGCUUCAAGUCCCGGCUUCAUCGUCUACUGUGGACGUCAGGGUCAUUGACACCAAUACACGCCUCUACCUGAAGCCAGGGGUCUUCUGGGAACCCAUCCUGCGCGGCUUCGACGGGCCACACGCGCCGAUAUAUUGCUUCCUCAUAUCCCACGACAAACACCACAUACUAUUUGACUUGGGCGUGCGUACAGACUGGGAGAAUCAUGCUCCGAAGAUCGUGCGGCUCAUCAAAUCCACCACAGAGGUGACAUGCUGCGAGAAGGACGUCGCAUCCAUCCUAGACGACGACACCACCGACCUAGGUAUUCGCAGCACUGACAUCGAAGCCAUCGUGUGGUCUCACAGUGACUUCGACCACGUAGGCGACCCAUCUCGAUUCCCCCAUACCACCGAGCUUGUUGUUGGACCUGGCGUUAGGAAGCGUUCAUGGCCCGGUUAUCCGUCCAACCCCGAUGGCACCGUUCUCGAUAGCGAUGCUGCUGGUCGCGUCGUACGCGAAAUCAGCUUUGAUGGAACCAGCAUGAAAGUAGGCGGUUUUGACGCGUUUGAUUAUUUUGGUGACGGCUCUUUCUAUCUCCUUGACGCUCCUGGCCAUGCCCCUGGGCACAUGUGUGCUCUGGCCCGCACCACGGCCGAUCCGCCCUCGUUUGUUUUUAUGGGUGCCGAUGCGUGCCAUCAUGCUGGGGUGUUGAGGCCGUCAAAGUAUAUCCCGCUUCCUCGCCCUAUGCCUUCGCGGAAUUGGGAGAGCUGUGGUGGGUGUCCGGGGGCUUUGUUGGUGAAGCUUGCGGCGUGGCAGUCUUCCAGUGAGCCGUUCUUCCAGGUCGCGCGCGGGCCGUUGUUCUGCGAUCACGAAGCUUCCAUGGAGACUGUAGCGAAGAUACAGAAGCUGGAUGCUGUGGGGAAUGUUUUGGUUAUUCUUGCGCAUGAUGCCUCGCUGGAUGGACGCCUGGUGUUAUUUCCUGAGUGUGUGAAUGAUUGGAAGGCAAAGGGGCUGGGGGAGGCGACGAGGUGGCUGUUUUGUCGGGAGUUGGAGAACGUGGAGCCUUGA
Molecule: messenger RNA, 1089 nt
Organism: Aspergillus heteromorphus CBS 117.55
Lineage: Eukaryota; Fungi; Ascomycota; Eurotiomycetes; Eurotiales; Aspergillaceae
Product: MBL fold metallo-hydrolase
Exons: 2
Coding region: 1-1089 (362 amino acids)
Source: RefSeq, a predicted model, not a curated record